AUGAACUUCAUUGGAACCUUUCUAGUGCUUCUUUACUUCGGAGGACGAGCCACCGCUACCGGUUCUGCUGUACCUUUAGUGCUAUUGAACAUUCUAGAAGCAAUUAAGUAUCCUCUAAAAGUGAAGAUCAUGAGUUGUUGGCAAGAACCGCUGAAAUUACAAUUUUUCAACGCUCUAAACGAUCGCUAUUUGACGUCAUUCGCUGACGAUCAUAUAAAUCAGUUCGAAGAGGAUAUCAACGAUCACCAAAUACUUCUUGUGGUAGAUUUGAGCUGUCCCAACACAAUCAAUCUCUUACAAUCAGCAGGACAGUUACUGUACAUGAAAUAUCGCUGGCUACUGUUGGAUUCAGUGCUAUUGGAAAAUGACCAAUUCGAUGAGGACACUCAGACACGUUCCUAUUUGGAUCAACUUUCCGAGCUACCCCUGUUGGUCAGUAGUGAAAUUAUGUUUAUGAUUCGACGAGGACCGAACGAUUUUGUGGUGAAUUUUGUUUUCCGAACUGGAUACGACGAUCCGUUGAGAGUGGAAAUAUUUGGAACUUGGGUCAACGGUAGUUUCACGGAUCAUCGUGAACUUGUGGUUACCUCCGUUAGAAGGUUGAACCUACGUAGAUAUAUGCUUCGUGCCUCUAUGGUUGUCACCAUUCCGGAAACUCUUCAUCAUCUAACGGAUUACAAAGACAAGCACAUCGAUACCAUUACAAAGGUGAACUACGUCUUGACAAACGACCUAGUACACUACAUGGGUGCCCGGAUAAACUACUCGGUAGUGUCCAGCUGGGGUUACUACAAUUCUACGACGAAACGCUGGGACGGCAUGAUCGGUGAACUAUCUCACCGAACGGCAGACCUCGGAGCUUCACCGCUGUUUUUCACCAGUGAUCGCAUCGCUGUAAUCGAUUAUGUUGCCAUGACAUCGGCAACUCGCUCGAAAUUUAUAUUCCGAUCGCCGAAACUCUCCUUCACCGAAAACGUUUUUCUUCUACCGUUCGAUGACAUCGUCUGGGUCUGUAUUGCAAUAGUUAUUAUACUUUCUUCCGGAUUGCUGGUUAUAACUGCUCACGCAGAGUGGAGCGUUCCUCUACUUCAAGAUGAUCCAAAUGAUCCUAGCAUUCUACGUCCGACAUUCCGCGAUACGUUGCUCAUGAUCUAUGGAGCUACCUGUCAGCAGGGCUCAUCCACGCUGCCUCGAAGCUGUUCUGCCAGAACCAUCACCAUGAUUACCUUCACAAUCCUAAUGUUCCUCUACGUAUGCUACUCGGCCAACAUCGUUGCCCUGCUACAGAGUCCAUCGACAAAGAUCCGAACACUGGAAGACCUGCUGGCGUCUCGGUUGAAGUUUGGAGCUCAUGAUACAGUUUUCAACCAUUACUACUUCACCCAUGCCACGGAACCUACACGUCAGGCAAUCUACGAACGGAAAAUACGCCAACCGGAUGGUUCGGAGAACUUCGUCCCAUUGGAGCAGGGAAUCGAUCGAAUUCGACGCGGACUGUACGCGUUUCACGUUGAGCAAGGUGUUGGCUACAAGGUAAUCAGCGAGACCUACCAGGAGGAUGAAAAGUGUGGCCUGCAAGAGAUCCAAUAUCUGCAGGUGAUCGAUCCAUACUACGCCAUUCAAAAGAACUCAUCCUUCAAGGAGCAUGUCAAAAUUGGGUUGUUUCGACUUAACGAACACGGGAUCCAGUAUCGCGAGAAUGCGAAUUUCUACACUAAGAAGCCCAAAUGUACCGGUGGAGGAGGCAAGUUUGUACCGGUCAGCUUGGUGGACACCGAACCGGCCAUCCUGGUGAUCGUAUGGGGUGCCGCACUAGCUGCAACCAUGUUUGUCGGGGAGAUAUUUUUGGCGAAAUGUUCGAGGAAAAUUCGUGACUGGAAAGGAGCACAGGUGCUGACCUAUCGAAAAUAG
This is a messenger RNA of Sabethes cyaneus, 1911 nucleotides long. Its product is annotated as ionotropic receptor 75a-like. The record is from RefSeq and is a predicted model, not a curated record. NCBI's taxonomy places the organism in Eukaryota, Metazoa, Arthropoda, Insecta, Diptera, Culicidae. The coding region runs from base 1 to 1911 and encodes 636 amino acids. Gene Ontology annotation, molecular function: glutamate-gated receptor activity. Gene Ontology annotation, cellular component: membrane. The transcript is spliced from 4 exons.